Gallus gallus (chicken) is the source of this 5863-nucleotide messenger RNA. RefSeq names its product SH3 domain binding glutamate rich protein (gene SH3BGR). The record is from RefSeq and is a predicted model, not a curated record. The transcript has 7 exons. Gene Ontology annotation, cellular component: cytoplasm. The coding region runs from base 4876 to 5313 and encodes 145 amino acids. Lineage: Eukaryota; Metazoa; Chordata; Aves; Galliformes; Phasianidae.
GGGAUUCCUCUUGGGACUUUGUUGACUUGUGGAUAGCAGGCGUGCUCUGCUGAUUCAUUUUCAUCACUGUCAAAAUGGUGAUCAAAGUCUUUGUAGCCACAUCCUCGGGGUCUACAGCGGUAGGUGUCUCAUUUAACAUACGCCUCUUUCUGCUGGGAUCAAGCUGGUAAAUUAGCCUAGAAGAUCCCAGAACAGCCUGAGUUUGCAUGCAAGAGGAGAACACUGAUUUUAUUCUCAUCUGUAUUGACCACUUUAUUUUUGAAAGCAACUCAAGAUGUAGAAACUGAAUGUUAAUGCAAACUUGCUUGCAUGUUAGAUUGCACUAUAGAUAUAACAUUUCCUUAUAAAUUAUCAGUCAGUUAGUAGAUAUAUUUGUUUGAAGAAGUAUAUGCAAAAUAUGUUAAUUGAAGAAAGAAAAAGUAGAAAUUGUAUUUGCACAAAUACUAAGGUAGGUUGUUUAUAAUAGAAAUUAAUGUAUUUAAUUUUAAAGAAAACUUCAGUACGCUGCUCCUGCUGAAUGGGAGCUUUGAUAAAGAGCCUGGAGUCAAAGUGAGCUGAAUAAAGUUAUGCAGAAAGAAUGUCUUCUCCAUCCUCUUUUAUUAUUAUUAUUAUUGUUAUUAUUAUUUUAAGUAUCUCUUAAAAUGGGGUACUGUUGAUUCUUAGAAUUGAGAUCUACUGCUGUAGCUGUCAGCAUAAUGUAUUAGUUGAAGGAAAGGGCAUGUGAAUAGUAGAGAGGUUGGAAGUCUGUGGGAGGUGGGAACCGGGAAAGGACUGUUUCCUUUUAUAUCCAGUUCCCAUAUCAUCUCAGAUUGCAGCUUUCCUUUGGCAGUCACUCAUUCCCAGUGACAUGGCUAAACAAUUUGGCUGGUGCUUGCACAUAGCUGUAACUACAUCUCUGGCUCUCUGAUGGCAGCCUCAUGUCUUUAAGAAGCUUCCAGAGUUGAAAAACUCCAAAAAACAAAACAAAACAAAACAAAAAAAACCAAUGUCCUGAUCACAGAGCCAUCAUCUCUAGAAAAUGAACUGGGAGAUAUUUACUAGAAUUCAAAUUUUCAAAAGGAAAUAUUGCUGCUCUCUCAUCAGCUUUUUCUUUUUCCCCACCUAUCUGUAAGCUUGGCACUCUGAAUUUACCACUGACACUUUACUAUUCCUUCUUUAAUAAGAAGCCUUAUAUGCAAGACAGAGAAAGAACAGGAGGAGGUUGGAAACUGCAGGUUUGUUAAUUUAGUGACUGCUUAAACAGUGUUGUAAAUUGCCACGAGGUGUGCAUUGGCAGUCUCUUCUCUCCUGUUCCAUCUCCUGUUUUGGUCUGCUUUGGUUGACUGAACAAGAGCCUUACCUGGCCCCUUUACCAGUCAUCUGUUCUGCAGAAUAGUUGUGACCAUGACCAAAAUCCCACUGCAGACAUCCUCUGUGUGUGCUGUGGCUGUUACCUUGGUCCUCCUUUGAGACAGAUGUGCGACUCUGGCAUGGAUUGUUGCCAUUCCAGCUACAGGUUUGGGGUUGUAGUUCAGCAAGUCAGUGGAGUGUUUUAAUUAACUGUUGACAUUCAGGAGGUCACUUAAGCAAUUAAAACUAAACAUAUCAUAUACUUAGUUCUAUCUGAACCCAAAUCUUUCCUUUGCUAUACACAUUUUUUGCAUCUCUCGCCCAGCUUUCGGCAAUUACUACCUCCUUUCCUGUUGGACUGCAAUGAAGCAGUGUAUGUGUAUUCUACACUGAACACAGGGCAACAUGCAAGCUUUAUCCCAUCGUUUUGUACUGUUAAGCAUUGCUGCUGUCAGUUUUUACUUCUGAGAAAGACAGCUGAUGCCAGUGAACUGCAGUUGGCUUUAAGCUUAUUAAUGCCAUUCUCCACUAUAUGGUAGCAGCCUUCUAAAGCUGUCAGUGAGAUCCCAGACAUAUUGAAAGGAAGAUUAUGGCAUCUUUGCCAGGCAAUAUGCCUCUGUAUUUCCUUCUUGCUAAUGUGUGGGUUGUAUGAAUAGCUGUAGCAAUCUCAGAAGGCAGCAUGUGUUUGGAUUACUGGUACAUAAUUGUAAUUCCAAGUAAACACAAUGUUCAGCUGGAGAAGUUUUCCACAUUUACUGAUUAAAAUAGAUGGAAGGUAUUUUUUCAGUGAACUUUUGGUAAGUUUUGAUAUAUAUUAAAUGAAACUCACUCAUGCAAGGAGCUAACAUAAACCCCAGUAUAUUAUUAUAUUAUGAAUUUUGUAUCAGCCUUGCACAACUUCUGCUAUUCCUCUCCAUGGAAAUCUUUAGUAAAAGGAGAAAGAUUUAUAUGAUCUCUUCAGUGUAUCUGAUCUCCAUCAAGUGCAUGUUGUUCAUUCUGAAUUUCAAAAUAUGAUGGUCCUGACCACUCCUGUUGUAGGUCAGCGGAGCAUCAUUAGUAAAGAAUUAAAAUAAUUUCUAUUUUAUGUGCUACACAAUUACAUUACUAAUUGCAACUGGUUGUUGUGUAAAGAAAUACUUUUUAAAAGUGAGUGCAACGAACCCAGCAGCAUUCUGGUGCUUUGGAUCAAAUGCCCGAGUGAUAUAAUUCACUGUAGGUCUAGGGCAGAUUGGUUUGUAUUUUUCCCCUCAGUGAUUCAGAAAUUUGUUUUAAAUAACUUUAGCUUAAUGAUCUUUCUGUGCCAAACAUAGCUGAUACUGAGCUAUGCAUGAAGGCAAGCGGGAGUGGAGACACAGCAUAAAAAAAGUACUAAAUGAUUGGCUUGAAAGAAGCAUUCAGCGCUAAAAUAAUUUUGUUACUAGCCACAGAAGUGUUUAGAAAUGGGUAAAUUCCUGCAAAAUCCAAGUGUGUCAUGAGAAUGGGGAUUCAUAUCUUACACAGAGGUCUUCUAAAGUCUUCCUAGUGCUUAUGGUUAGGGCACCUCUAAAACUGCUUUUUUUCCAUAGUGUUUCUGUUUCUUUUAGCUUACUCACUUUCAAAUCUGCAGGUCUCAGUUGUAAUAUAACUCAAUCACAUCAGAAGGACCAAGCAAGGUGUAGACUAGUAAGACUAAUAUUUGAUAGAAGAACUUGAUAGUAAGUUAGAAUGUAAUAAAUAAGAAUAUUGAUCAAUAGAUUGUGUCUUGGUUAGAACAGAGAGCUGCAGCAGCCUUGCGUGCUGACAUUGAUGUUCGCACUGCAGUAAGCUGUUGACAAGAUACCAUUUGCUUCUACCGCAGGCAGCUGGUCAGUGGGAAUGCUCUGGAUUGCAAGAGUAUAGAUAGCAUUCUGUUAUGCAUCAGGUGAAACUACUGUGAGCUGUAGCUCUUACACUCUAGCUAGAUGAUAUUUAUUUAAAAGAGUUCUUUCUUAAUUUAAGGGACUGUCAGCUAGGCGUAGCGGAACUUAAGCUUUGUUGAAAGGGAGAAUGGUAUUGAUGAAAUAAUAUCUUGCUCACCACCACUUCCAGGGAAUCUAUGGCUGAGUAAUCUGAAUUCUUCCCAUGCCAUCAGACACAAGUGAGGGCACAAACAAGUUCCUGCAAUCUCAUCCAUUCUGGGAAAACCUUUGUGUGUCCUCUGUGUUGUUAUGAACUGGAAGAUUUCCCCGAGUGUUGUUUGCUAGAGACAUUCUUACGGUUGCCCAGAUACUGGUGCUGGCUGUGGCAGAAGCUCGCCUUAUGGUUUCAUACUUUGUGUGUGUCUCAGGCACCAAAUCUUCUGUUCUGCCUAAGCCCUAGUCAUUCUAAGUCUUAAGUAUCACCUCCUGCAUAGUUUAUUGUUUUUGUCAUCAUGAAAGACAUCUUGGCUUAUCCUUAUCUAGGCAUAAUUACAUGUAGCUUUAUUUAUCCUCAGCAUUCUCUCUUUUUUUUCUGGCACUGUCUGAGCCUCCUGUGUGUUAUGAACUUCAAACUGAAGAAAAGGUUGUUUAUCCAGUGUUUAUUCUAAAAGUUAUAGCUGCAGCCAUAUGCAGGGGAGCACAGUAGUUCUGUUUUCCUUAUCUCCUCAGCGGCAUUAUCUGUCUGGCUCUUGCUAUUCCAGGAGCCGUAUCUCCUUCAGUGCUCCAAGGGACAAGCUGAUGCUGAAAUUGCAGCUGACAGCACUUGAAUGCACUGGCUUUCAGAGCAAGUGGUAGAACUCUUAGUACUGGCUCCUGCAGAUUUUAUUAACCCUUUAUACAAACAUAAUAGUGCCACCUCCUCCAAUGAAGUGUGCAUGUGUUCCUCAGUCAAUCCUUUCUGCUUUCUGGGUGUGUUUAGCAAAUCACCAUGCAGCUAAAUGGCCAUUAAGAAAAUGAGCUCUAAUUGACAAUUGAAAAUAAGAAUAUAAAUGAGCACCGUUGAGAACUGUCAGCCUUGUGGCUUGUGAACACAUUAGAGCAGUGUUUGCAUUCAAAAUUAUUUGCUUUUGCUAGCUCACCAUAAACCUCUGCUGCUAAAUUAACAUGCAUAAAAUGGUAUAUACUUUUAUUUCUUAUAAGCAAAAUGUAACUGUAUAGGUAGAUUACAUCCUUACUUAAGAACAAGAAUUUGUGUGCUUAAUAAUAAUGAAAAUUCACUCCAGCAGUAUAAUAGGCUUGCAGGCUACUUCGGCUUUUCAGGUUUAUUAGAUUAGAGAAAUACAUAACCCAUGGGUAUUUCUCAUCUUAUUGCCUGUCACAAAUUGAUUUACACUAGGUUGAUGUCACUUUAAAUUCAAGUGCUCAGAUUUCUGAUUUGUGGAAGAUCUGGUUUCAAAUCAUGUGAUAGCUUAUACGUAAAACUUACUUGGAUAAGUCAUUCUAGCUACCGUCAUCUUUAUAUCACACUAGGUUGCUGCAUGGAGGAACAGAACUGGAAGGAGAGUUAUCUCUGGAGCAGAAUUGUGCUAGACUGCUACAUAGUUGAAUCAAAAAGAAACAGCAAGAGGUAGUGGGCUUUUUAGAGGCCAACAAGAUUGACUUUCAGCAAAUGGACAUAGCAGGUGAUGAGGACAACAGGAAAUGGAUGAGAGAGAAUGUUCCUGGAGAAAAAAAGCCUCAAAAUGGAAUUCCUCUUCCUCCACAGAUCUUCAAUGAGGAGCGGUAUUGUGGGGACUUUGAAUCCUUUUUCUCUGCUAAAGAAGAAAAUAUUAUUUAUUCAUUCCUGGGUCUUGCUCCUCCUCCAGGCACAAAGGAGACUGAAAAGUCUGAUACCGCUGGUGAAACUGAGGCACACACAGAACACAGUGCAGAUGAAGGGGCCCAUGAAGAGGCUCAGUCACCAUCAGAAGAUCAGCAGGAAAACAAGGAAGAAGAUGCAGCAACAGGGGAAGAAGAAAAGCAUGAAGAGGGAGAAGAAAAGGAAGAAGAAGGAAAGCAAGAAGAGGAAGAAGAAAAGGAAGAGGUGGAGGAGCAAGAGGAGUCUUAGUAUACUUCCUUAUGACACAUUCUCUCUUGAACAGGUUUUCAGGAAGCACAAGCUGGAGCAGCCCUGCCAAAGGAAAAGCCUCCCUCUUAAGCAAACCGUCACUACCUUUCAUGCCUGUGUACAUGUGAACAUAUAAAUACAGAACAACAAAGAUACCACUGUAUCCUACUUGUAGCAUUUAUAUAUAUAUUUGGUAUUACAAUUGCUUGUUAAAAUGGAUCUUCUUAUAUCUGAUUGCUGGUAUUUCAGUUGAUCAUUAUGUGUUGGAAUAGUAUUGUCCAUGUCAUAUCUUAGGUUGUAAGUUCCUCAGAGCAGGAACCAUGUCUUUCUCCAUGUUUAUGUACUGCCAAACACACUGCCGCCACUCAGCAGAUAACUGCACUCACACAAGUGGCGUUGUAUUCAGAGAAAAAGAAAUUCAGAGCUGAAAACUACAAAAAGGCUUCCUGUAUGCAUCUUAUGUGAGUCACUUCUCCCUCAGCUGGCUUUUGAAAGCGAUUGAGAUUUCCAUUGUACAGCAAUUUAAAUAAAUGCAUUUUCUGUCACAUCC